Messenger RNA from Planococcus citri (citrus mealybug), 1635 nucleotides. RefSeq names its product protein adenylyltransferase Fic-like. Lineage: Eukaryota; Metazoa; Arthropoda; Insecta; Hemiptera; Pseudococcidae. The coding region runs from base 114 to 1256 and encodes 380 amino acids. The record is from RefSeq and is a predicted model, not a curated record. The transcript is spliced from 9 exons.
UCUCAACGGAAAACCGAAGUGCACGUGAUUUAAAUUUAACUAAAUUAAUUAAAACAAAACACGUUCUUCUCAGUUCUUUUACCACAAAAUUAAACCGAGCCAGUUACAGGACCAUGUCUAGAAGUCCAGAAAGAAAACGUCCUGCUGGAACUGGAAGUUCCAUGCAAUAUAAUCGCAGGUGUAGUUCCUUCAUUGAAAGCGGAAUACCUCCUCCAGUAGCGUACAAACUAGAAGAUCUGGUCCAUGACCAUCACUUGAAUGAAACCGACAUCGACGAACGUUUAGUUGAAACCAUAAAGAAGACGCUUCCCGGGAUCGUUACCGAUUCAUUGAACGAAUUUGUGGCCAAAAAAGACAAAGCUAAGGAUAAAGUUUCAGAUAAAUCAUCUCUUAUACGUGCUAUAAUAAUACGUCGUCGCAAGGAUCUCUGGAUGAAUUUGUUGAAAACGACAAAAUCCACAGAUGCUGAUCACAUAACGUCAAAUUUGAACGACAGACAUAAAUGUGAAAUAAAAAAAGAAUACUUCGACGUAUGUUCAUGCGUCGAUGCAAAAUUAUCCGCCAUUAAAAUUAUGAUGGAAUGUGCCACAGAUCAACCAGAAUUUGAUAAAUUAUUAGCAAACGAACACGCGGAAGAUCGAUCUUUCUUAAAAUAUGUCCGAAAUUCCUUAAUCAUCGAGAGCGAACCCGCAAAUGAUUUCAACAUUGCCAAUGUUAUCAAAGCGACUGAAUACAUCGUGGACUUGGGAAGUAAAAAUUUAUCCAUCGCGGCGAUCUUGAAAGCUCAUCGUUAUUUACGACCUACACAUUGUCCAAAAAAAGAAUUAGGCAAUUUGAGAUCAUACGAAGUCGUAGUCAAUGGACCAACGGGACAGACAAAAACUCCCAGCCCCAAGGUGGUUCCGAUCCUGAUGAAAAAAUUCAUAAGCGAGACCACACGACUAUUAUCAAAAGGCAACUUUCACACCGUACUCAAGGCUGGACUGAUUAAGCUUCUUUUCAUAGAAGUUCAUCCUUUAGCUGACGGCAAUGGUCGAAUCAGCAGAAUACUAUUGAAUACAAUUUUACGAGAAGAUGGAUUUCCUUGGGUUACCAUACCGAGCGAUCAGAUACAAACGUACUACGAUGUAAUAACGGAAGCAAUUAAGAAGCGAAAUUUCACACCCUACUAUAAGUUUAUUUGCGACUGCGUGAUUUCGUCGAUCAAGUCCCAUCAAGCCAUCGCAAAUUCAAGAAUGCAUACGACUCCUCAAUGAAAACACUCAGCUGAUUUCUCGCAACUUUCAACAUCGGCGAUAACCUGACACGAUUUCCUCGAACAUGAAACUGAAUAUAUCACCAUUUCUUCUCGGCAAUAAAGAGAAUUGCACUCGAACUUCUCGAACACCCUGUACAAGUGUACACCUAGAUAAUACGUAGGUUUAGGUACUAGAUAGUAGAUAGGUAAGCUAAGCUAAGUUCAUACGAAUACGAAAACGAGUAAAACGUUUGACAAAAUGACAUAGCGCGGUUACGUAAGUUGUUUUAAAACAAUUGCUUUUUCUCGGGGUACCCAUUAAUCACCUUCGUUCGGGGCUCUUCUAAAUACAACUCCGCCAGGACAACGCAUUACUUAAAUUGUUUCUUUUUUCCUCC